Mesorhabditis belari is the source of this 948-nucleotide messenger RNA. The record is from the annotation of a GenBank genome assembly. Lineage: Eukaryota; Metazoa; Nematoda; Chromadorea; Rhabditida; Rhabditidae.
AUGGUGGGUCGAUCAGCUGUUUUGAUCGAACCGCCACCAUCACAUGGAAGGCUGAACUCGGUGAGAUCAGUGCUGGCUGAUUGGAAACAACUAUUCGGUGGAUGUAAUUUUAUCAAGCGAAAAGAUCGAAGUCGAUCUCGACGUGGCAAAGAUGGAGCAAAAGAGCCGGCGGGUGGUGGAAAGAGGGGAGCCUCGGUUUCACAUAUCUCCGCAACAAAAGCCCCACUCCAGGAACAAAACGUUUGCGUGUGUGAUUCGAUUGAUGAUAAGAUGAUCGAGCGAUUCUCGCAGAUCCCGACCGGUGUCGAUUCGAAUGAAUGGCUGGCAACGCAUACCCUGGCUUUGUUCGACCACGUGAGCGCGUUGUGCGGGAGUGUCUCCGAGUUGUGCACCCCGGUGACGUGUCCCUCGAUGUCUUUCCCUGGCACUAGCAAAGCUGUCUACCAGGAUGAGCGAGGGAAACGGCACACCUAUUCGGCUCCGCAAUACAUCGAUUGUGUAAUGUCAUUUUGUGAGCAGAGCUCAAAGUCCGAAGAGCUCUUCCCAACUAGAUACGGUUCAACAUUUUCGGGUGAUUUCCAAGGGCAUUGUCGUCGGGUGAUGAGGCUUUUGUGGCACUGUUGUGGUCAUCUCUACACGAGUCAUUGGGAUCAAUUGGGUAUUCUCGAUCUUCGACCUCAGUGCGCGAUGGUGUUGGCGCAUAUGGCGCAAAUCAGUAAACUCUACGCGCUGCUCGAUGCAAAGGACCAACAAUUAGUCAACAAUACGGUGCAAUUGAUUCGACCCGCCUAUGUGCCGGUGUUGCCUCUCUCCACUCGGUCUCCAUCAACACUUCCAUCAGGCGCGGAACCUCCCCGUUACUCUCGUGUCCCAUCAUCUAAAUCGGGCUCUUGGGGUGGCUAUCCGACCACUCAGGUCCUUUCCGCUAAACCCUACGCACAAACGUGU